GAGAGAGAGAGAGAGAGAGAGAGAGGCAUCUCCUGUGCGCCUCGUUACCAAUUUACUGUCCAGUCUCCGUGCGCUCCUGUGCACCUGCUUUGGAAAUCUUCUCCGCGCGCUAAAAUCCCUCUCCUGAAAUUGUUGAGAUGGAGUUCCCCACUCUUCUUCCUCCACUCGACGACUUUGUGGAGCUCUAUUCUGUGUCUGCAACUCCUUUCAACGCUACGUUCUCUGCUGAGGAUCUGCUGCCUGCGCCUCCAAAAAGCAACGAGACCAGCAGGGUUGCAACCAGGGACACCACGAGUCUCAUCAUCGCCGUUUGCAUCACGGCGCUUUACUCUCUUAUCUGUGUGGUGGGACUGCUGGGGAACGUGCUUGUGAUGUAUGGGGUGGUCAGAUACACCAAGAUGAAGACGGCCACCAACAUUUACAUCUUCAACCUGGCUCUGGCCGACGCUCUCGCCACCAGCACCCUCCCCUUCCAGAGCGCCAAGUACCUGAUGAGCACAUGGCCCUUUGGGGAGCUGCUGUGUAAAGUUGUCAUCGCCAUCGACUACUACAACAUGUUCACCAGCAUCUUCACGCUCACCAUGAUGAGCGUGGACCGCUACAUCGCUGUGUGUCAUCCAGUGAAGGCUCUGGAUUUCCGCACUCCGACCAAAGCCAAACUCAUCAAUGUCUGUAUCUGGAUCCUCUCGUCUGCCGUUGGAGUUCCUGUGAUGAUCAUGGCCGUUACCAAGGUGACAGAUAAAGGGAACACUGCCUGUGCACUCAGGUUUCCUGAACCGGAGUGGUACUGGGAUACAGUGACAAAGAUCUGUGUGUUCAUCUUCGCCUUCGUGGUGCCCGUCCUGGUCAUCACCAUCUGCUACGGUCUGAUGAUCCUACGGCUGAAGAGUGUCCGUCUGCUCUCCGGCUCCAAAGAGAAGGACAGGAACCUGCGGCGGAUCACCCGCAUGGUUCUGGUGGUGGUGGCGGCUUUCAUCAUCUGCUGGACUCCCAUCCACAUCUUCAUCAUCAUCAAGACCAUGGUGGAUAUUGACCAUAAGAACCUCAUGGUAGUGGCCUGCUGGCACCUGUGCAUCGCUCUGGGCUACACCAACAGCAGCCUGAACCCAGUGCUGUAUGCCUUUUUGGAUGAGAACUUCAAGAGGUGCUUCAGGGAUUUCUGCCUGCCAUAUCGCUCCCGCUUGGAGCAGAGCAGCUUCUCCAGAGCUCGAAACACCACGAGGGAACCUGCGUCUGUUUGUGCUCCGGCGACGGGAGAGAGGCCGCCUGCCUGACUAGGCAUGGAUCAGCUGGGGAGGAGAACAGUCCAGGAUGACCUCCGGACUGAGGUCACGCAGUGCUUCACCACAGGAGUCUGAGUCCACAGAGAAUCAAUGAUUGAUUGUGUUUUCGGUUUCAUUUAUUGAAACUUCUUUUGUCCCACCUGGUUUGCGUGCUCCUUUGGGAUUGUCUUUCAAGAUGAACACAAACAUUCCCGUGUGUGCCUGUGCAUGAGAUAAUGGACACAAACAUACUUAUAUACAUGCAAAAUGCACCUCUGUCAGCAAACACUCACAUAGAGGAGUCAAGAAAAUAUUAGAAAACUGAUGUUUUUCACUGUUUUCUCUCUACUUGAACACAAGUUAACACGAAAUAGGAAACGCUGAGGUGUUCACAUCCAUAUUAGGUGAACAGCCCCAGACUCAUAGUCCUAUGUAUAAACAGUCCGUUAAUGAUGAGAUUGCCAAGCAAGACAUUGCUGGUAAGCACACAGGCCUCGCCACCAAGGUGUCUUUUUAUGGCCAAGCAGGGCCCAAGGUUUGAUUGGCUGAGACGGUCACCUGACCAACAGAGCAAGUGUUUUCUUUGAGGAAGACCAGACGGACUCUGAAAAUCCCCCGUGGCAGAAAAAGUGAUGAUAGCUGCUGCACAGAGCUGGCAGAGUAGCAUCGGGGAAAACACUGGCGUCUGCAAACCUGUGGGCGCUGACUUUCAUUGAUUCGCAGCUUUAUUUAGGUGUGUGCCAGCUUGUAAAAAUACUCUGUGAUCCCUAAAAUUGUGGGACCACUUAUCAUAUAAAGGGCUACGUCUCCUAAACUGUUGAUCUGACACCCUUGAGAUAAAGUUGAUGUACAGUAUUAUGACAUUUGAAGUUGCCAACAGCUGCCUAUUUACAUGUCCAGCAGAUUAAAACAUUUAACACCAUUUAUAUUGCAGCCUAACAAAUGUAAUUCAGCUCUGUUUUGGUCUCCACCCCCUCCUCAAAGAAGCAUCUGGCUUUUAAGGUGUUAAAUGCUUCACUAGUUUCAACUGCUGUUGAGAGCAGUGAUAUUUCUUUGUGGGGUUUUCACUUUAACAAACUCCUUUCAUUACACAUAAAUUGCUAAUGUAGUAAUAUUUUAUGGCAGCUUUAAAGUUUAAUUAGAUUAUAGAGCCCAAAUGAUGUAAAAUGUGUCUGACAGUCUGUAUUAUAUAUCUAAACUGCUAAUAGUGCUGUCACACAGCUUCAUUGAGGAGGUAAUGAGAGUUUAAUCAUGCGAAUGUUAAGUUGACGCUAUAGUUUCAUGGUCUCUGGAUUUCAUUUACAGGAUGUAUUCAGUUUGAUGCUUGUUCUUGUGAUGGUAAAAGGAGAUGUCAUUACAGAUCAAGGCCACAUAAUUCACUAUUGUAAAAGAGGAGGAACAUUCUGUAUGAAACAGAGUCAUGUUUCAAUCUGAAUUUGUCUACUUUUAUCGAAUCAAUACGUGAAAAAAAGCUAUGAAUGACACCUCACAUAACAUGAAAACACAGCCUUCGUAAGUAAGCAGUCACAACUGUUCAGCUGACUCAGUGUUUCCGCUCCUGUAGCAGUUUGGACUGCUGUGUUUUUGCAAACCAAGUGUUCACCUGACAGUGAGGUGAGGAGCUGAAGGGGAAAGUGAGCUUCUGUUUCACGUCAUAGUGAGGUGACUGAAUGACUUCGAACUUGCAUGGAGAAACAAGCCCGGACGAGUGCAUUAGCCAGCAGCAUGAAUCUUCACAUACAUAUUAAAGCUAAUGGACAAUUUUCCAUUCAUGAUUGCUGGACACUUAGAGGAGGAGAUCAGGGCAGCAAUUUAGUUUUUUCAAACAAAUUGAGAGAACACUCAGAUAGAUGCCUGUCUUUUUGCCAUAACAGCAAUGCAGUUUUGUUUAAAUAGGCAUCUAUGCUCUAUCAAAUGUAAAGAAAACAUUGUUUCGUAAAUGCAUAUUCGGUGAAAAUGUGACUCCUUUUAUUUCAAUGUGCUGUCAAGCUGUUGUACCAUUAAGCUUCAUUUGUAACCAAUAGGUAAAAUCAAAUGUUAUAUAGCUAUUUAUACUAAGUAUUAUACUUGUUAGGCAAACCAUUCUAAGUCUCUGAAAUGUUUCUGUCUCGUGUGAGGACCAUCUCUAACUUUUUUAUUUCCAUCACUGUAAGAAGAGCAUUUACAAAAGCCCAGUACGUUCAGCUGAAUGAAAAUACGUACCGUGAUGCCUUAUUCAGCUUUGUGUUUUGCUCGUUUUGCAAAAAGUGAUUUAUUUUGUACAGGAAAACAGUGCUUGAUCUUUCAAAAUGGUUUCACUGACACUGUAUAUACAGAACAUAAUUCUAUAAAUGUAAUAACUGCUUUUGUUUUUUGAAAACAUUGAGAGUGCCGUCUUAUCGAAAAAGCUGCAUUUAAGUUGUAUCUUAUGCUUUUAUUUUGAAAUAUUUUUGUGGCUCAUUUGCCGUUUUAAGUCAAGACUUUGUUUUCUGUGGUCAAACAACAAAGUAUUGAAUUGAUCAGAUAUUGUACAUGCUGUUAACAUUUGAGUUUCAUAUGUAAUUAGUUGGUAAGAUCAAGUAUUGAUUACUGAUCAGGUCGGUACUGACAGGAAGUAGGGGCUCCUGGUGGCCAGAUGGUCAUGGUCACAGGCAUGAAAAUGACACAAUAUGAAAUAAAUCAGAGAUGAUAUUGUG
This is a messenger RNA of Amphiprion ocellaris (clown anemonefish), 3937 nucleotides long. It is a transcript of the gene oprd1b, whose product is annotated as opioid receptor, delta 1b. Gene Ontology annotation, cellular component: membrane; neuron projection. The transcript has 3 exons. Gene Ontology annotation, molecular function: neuropeptide binding; G protein-coupled enkephalin receptor activity. The coding region runs from base 138 to 1274 and encodes 378 amino acids. Gene Ontology annotation, biological process: neuropeptide signaling pathway; G protein-coupled opioid receptor signaling pathway. Lineage: Eukaryota; Metazoa; Chordata; Actinopteri; Pomacentridae. The record is from RefSeq and is a predicted model, not a curated record.